AUGCUCUUAAACCCAGACAUCCGCCCGAUGAACCGGUCGACGCUUGUACAACCUCGCCACCUGCAUAGACACGAGGAAUAUAUUACCAUGUCUGCGGAUACGUCAAGGCGCAGGCCACAUCCUGCCAAUAACACAUCAUCACUGGCACAGGGCAUGAACAACUUCAGCCCCCACGAGAAUCCCGUCCAGCGCCAAUUAAAUCCCAACACGGACCUCUGGUCCGGCAAUAUUGGUCUGACGCCCACGCGUCAUUUAAAUGCAUACGGGCCUGAGAUGGAAAUGAAUUACUACACCCUCGGAGCUCUACCUGUAGAGCUUCCUUCGUCUGCACAUGUUCCUAAUCCACUACAGCCUAAUGGCGCAGGCUCAUCCCGUUCCGACCGCUGUGAGUCCGCGGACAUCGACUUAAGGUGCGCUAGAAAGAUCGGGAAUAUCUUUCCGGGUGUGGGUGCUAAUGCCAAUAACUUAUAG
Penicillium waksmanii is the source of this 471-nucleotide messenger RNA. RefSeq lists its product as uncharacterized. NCBI's taxonomy places the organism in Eukaryota, Fungi, Ascomycota, Eurotiomycetes, Eurotiales, Aspergillaceae. The record is from RefSeq and is a predicted model, not a curated record. The transcript has a single exon. The coding region runs from base 1 to 471 and encodes 156 amino acids.